AUGCUUGCAACGAACAAACCGGUAGCUGAUGUCGACUCCGGCCGCAAACUUGGGAGACUUCCUUCGAGUAUUGAUGGCAGUGCAGGCUGUGCUCCUGACAUGUCAUCUCCGGCCUUGAACAGCGGUACGGCGUCAAACGACUCGGCCCCGCGGAGUACAUCCUCGGAAUCCAAAUACGCCGCCUGGACGACGGUUCCAUUGCUCUAUCCCAGGAGCGCUACAUCAUGGACGUGCUGGCCCGUUUCCACUUCGACACCACGACACGCGGCACUACGGUGCCGAUGACGCCCGGCCUCUCGCUCACGGCAAUUCCGGGUCAGGGAACGGAGCGCAUUCGUUCGUGGUACCUACAGGCCAUCGGCUCCCUCCUCUACAUCUCCCUUGGCACUCGACCCGACAUUGCCUUCGCCGUCUCGUACCUGUCCCGGUUCGCCAACAACCCCGGCCGCCGCCAUUGGAUUGCCGUCAAACACGUCCUUCGCUACCUUCGCGCCACGUACCGCGAUGAGCUUCUCUAUGCCCGCGGCCCAGCAAAAGUCACGGGUGUGGUUGGUUAUUCUGAUGCGAACUGGGGCGCCUGCGUCGACACAUCCAUUUCAACGAUGGGCUACGUAUUUUACUUGGCAGGCGCCGCUGUCUCUUGGUCGUCGAAGCGUCAGACUCGGGUAGCGGAUUCCACCACUGAUGCCGAGUACCUGGCCUUGUCGCACGCGGGUAAGGAAGCGAUCUACCUUAACCAACUCCUCUCCGAGCUCCACGUUUGCCCAAUCGCUGCAGCUCACAUCUUCACCGACAACGAGGCCGCGGCCGCCGUCGCUCACGACCCCGUUCGCACCUCCGGCACCCGGCACAUUCGCCUCCGCGAGCAUUUUGUCCGUGACAUGGUCAAUCGAGGUGAUAUCUCUCUCUCACACGUUGGCACAGCAGACAUGGUUGCGGACGUAUUCACCAAAGCGCUAGGCCCCAAGAUUUUUGGUACACAUUGCUAUGCUCUAGGCCUCCGGACGCGACAUCCACGGCUCAAGUCUACCUCGCGUUCGCGUGGGGGGGGGUGUGAGGAAUCCACUCUCCGCUCGGCUCAGGACUUAGGCGCGCGGAGCGAACCGGGCGCGGACUUAGGCGCGCGGAGUGAGCCGGGCGCCCCGGCCCAGGACUUAGGCGCGCGAAGCGAGCCUGGGACUUAGGCGCGCGGAGCGAGCCUGGGCCAUUGGCUCAGCCCCAGGCUCGCUGGCUGUGGACUUGGGGCGCGCGGGUCUCUUAUUGUUAGCUUCCUAUUCAUCACUCUUGGCUAUAACUACAUCGCUGACGUAGUAGAGUUGAUCGAAUAGGUAUGUUGAAAUGCAUUCAUCACUCUUGGCUAUAACUACAUCGCUGACGUAGUAGAGUUGAUCGAAUAUCCUUCCCCGAGCGGUCCUUGACUGGCAAACGUUACCUGGUCACAUUCCUUGACGAUUACUCGCGCAAACUCUGGGCCUACGCAAUCGGACACAAAAGCGAUGUCAGGAGCACAGCCUGCACUGCCAUCAAUACUCGAAGGAAGUCUCCCAAGUUUGCGGCCGGAGUCGACAUCAGCUACCGGUUUGUUCGUUGCAAGCAUUGUCGGCGCGAUGGUGUAGUCGUGAGGGCGCGCGGGCGCGCACUCAGUGGUCGAGGGUUCGAUCCGCCCGGAGCGUGA
Microbotryum saponariae is the source of this 1675-nucleotide messenger RNA. The record is from the annotation of a GenBank genome assembly. Lineage: Eukaryota; Fungi; Basidiomycota; Microbotryomycetes; Microbotryales; Microbotryaceae.